Molecule: messenger RNA, 2311 nt
Organism: Marasmius oreades (fairy-ring Marasmius)
Lineage: Eukaryota; Fungi; Basidiomycota; Agaricomycetes; Agaricales; Marasmiaceae
Exons: 3
Coding region: 43-1704 (553 amino acids)
Biological process (GO): regulation of DNA-templated transcription
Molecular function (GO): DNA-binding transcription factor activity
Source: RefSeq, a predicted model, not a curated record
CUUUACUUCUGCCCUUCAAAAGGACAACUUUUUUCUACUUCCAUGUGCAAGCAAAAUCCGCCCCCGCUUCAAAUGUCCCAAAUCAUUGCUGCAGACGCACCUCUUCUUUCUCCUGGCUCAGAAUGGGCAGACCGCCAUCCUCAGGAUACUUCCCAUUUCUAUUCCCAAUAUGCCCACUACCACCAGUUACCUCCCUCUCCUCCCGUCUCAGUAGCCGGCUCUCUAUCGACAGAUUCUCCUCGUAUGCUCAAGACUCGUAUGAGUCCUGAUGCAGUUCAAAUGUGUCUUCCAACACACCAGCUUUUCGACCUCGGAGAGUUACCCCAUGCCUACCAGGCGCCACCGUCACCUGCCUUAUCAGACGCCAAAGACUUCAACCGAGCUUCCAUUAAGCCUCCGACAAUACCGACGUCCAUGAAGCGCUCCGAAAGUCCAGCUAAUCUAUCCUCAGCACCAGCACCCAAGAGACGCACCAUUGGUGAGCGCAUUAGCACCAAGGACUUCAUUCCACCAGACGUUUCGGGACUCUCAAAACGAGAGGCCCGUCUGGUCAAGAAUCGGGCCGCGGCUUUCCUAAGUCGUCAGCGUAAACGCGAGGAGUUUGAGACCAUGGAAGGCCGCGUUCUCGAGCUCGAGCAAGAAAACGCUCGGUUAUUGGCUUUAACCCAAAGUGACAACCUCCAUUCGCUUCCGAACACGUCCACCACCUCCUCAGACCCUCAACUUCUCUGUGAGAUUGAGAACCUCAAAGCAGAACUAGCUGCUGCACGAGACCGCGAGCGGCAGCUCAUGGUUGAACUCAGUUCGAAAUCUUCGCAUCAUUCAAACUCUACUGUGAAGGUUGAAUCCUCAGACGAAUUCAACUCGUCGCUAGCAUCCUCUCCUCGGGUUCAACCCGUGAAAGGAACCUCAUCAGCUGCCAGUCUAGGUCUCAUGGUACUUCUAUGCACGCUGCCUUCUUUACUGUCAAUACCUGCUGCAAGUUCGUUGCCGGCGAAAUUCUCUCUCCCGUCAUCUCCCAUCGCAACCCCAACCAGUUUCGACUUCAGUUCUUGGUCAGUGGACUCGGAGAGACCUCUCAAGUCCAACAAGCUCGAGUUUGUCGGAGACUCCGGUAUCAUCGAUGACUUGAACAGUCUUGAUGUCUCAUUUGACACCGUACCUUCAGAGAACGGUAAAAUACGAGUCCGCAUCCACCCGACUUCAUCAACGCGCUCGAGGUCCACCUCUCCUGGUACAUCGUUUUAUUCUAGUAGCCCCAAUCACCCUACUGCCUCAUCCUCGCUAGGGCUUGAUCUCUGGGGACAAGGCGCAUCAGAGGCUUCCUCUUUUGAUCCCAGCUUCCCGUCACCAUCUGCUUCGAGUUUCUCAUCAUAUCCUUCUGCCAAUGCCGAUCCCUUCCUGGGCAUCGCCGGACCUACAAAUAGUGACUUCUCUUCCUCAUUUUCGUCAUUACCAUCACAAAACUUCCAUCAGUCCAAUCAUCUCCAUGUCCAUCAACCUUCUCCAUCUGGUUCUGCUUCUCCAUCAUCAACGCUUUUUGGGGGUGGAGAGCUGAACUCUUACCACACCAUGUCUUCACCUGAUUUUGGAAUCCCCUUCGACUAUCUCCCUCAUAGCAAACGUCGUGUGCGUAUUGCUCUGAAGAGUAUGCCUGAAACUCCCGCACACGGCAGUGAAUGGGAAGUUGUUUCGGUGUGUUGAUGGAUUAACCGAUCGACGCCCUGAAUGCCCCUUGAAGAUAUAUUUUGCCCAUGCAUCUCUAUCUAUCGCACGUUUCCUGUUUCUCUACUCCUACCUCAUGCCCCAUGCCCAUGAAACCACACGGAAGGCCUUCUAUCCAGUCUCAAUUGCUUUCUACCGCCUGCUGCUCUUUUAACCGCUGUAUAUUAAACCACCUACGCCCCCCCCAUCAAACGACCACACCGCCACUGAUCCCUUAGGUCUAUAUUCCACAUCCAACUAUCAUACCCACGCAUAUUGGUUCGCUUUCCUCGCAAAAAGUACUCUACUUUGUUAUUCUUCGUGUAUCAUGGAACUUCGACUUUCCUUUCGUGCUCUGGUUUCUCUUUUUUUCGUUUUUUAUCGGUAUAUUUAUCUUUUCCAUUUUCCAUCACAUUUUUUCCCCUCAUAUGUGUUGCGAUCAGGCCUGUUUGAGGAACAGCUAAAAAUAUCGCACAGUAUCAAUCUAGUUGACAUUCCACGGGAUUAUAUUUAUAAUUAUAUUCUUAUCCAGUUACCCUAGAGAAAAGCUGUAUACCACAACGUCGAAUUUAAAACAUUGAACUUGCACGAUGAUCCGUUUCCCGCC